Sphenostylis stenocarpa is the source of this 405-nucleotide messenger RNA. The record is from the annotation of a GenBank genome assembly. NCBI's taxonomy places the organism in Eukaryota, Viridiplantae, Streptophyta, Magnoliopsida, Fabales, Fabaceae.
AUGGACUAUAGCUUGGCAGCAUUGAAGCUUUUAUGCUCGCAGCUGAAGCAGGCUGGAGAAGUACCCUCGCAAAACAGCUUUGCGCUUGGUGGCCUCCUCUUCCAGCGCGCUUGGUUGCAGGGCGUUCUUGUCUCCGCCUCCGACACCGGCUCUCUGCUUCUCGACGACGGGACGGGCCUCAUCGAGCUCUCUCUCACCGGCGAGUUUCGCCACCGUCAGUGGAAACUCGGGAUGUAUGUAAUGGUGGUUGGAGGGUACGUUGCACGUGUGGGAGAACUUCCCAUGAUCAAGAUUCACAAGAUUGUUGAUCUUUCAUCAUCUCCUGACCGAGAGGCUAUGUGGUAUCUUGAAGUGAUGGAGGCAUACAAAAUGUUCUAUCAGCCUCUUGUUGAAGAGUUUACAUGA